Molecule: messenger RNA, 2307 nt
Organism: Fusarium keratoplasticum
Lineage: Eukaryota; Fungi; Ascomycota; Sordariomycetes; Hypocreales; Nectriaceae
Product: RNA helicase
Exons: 2
Coding region: 1-2307 (768 amino acids)
Cellular component (GO): spliceosomal complex; intracellular anatomical structure
Molecular function (GO): ATP binding; RNA binding; RNA helicase activity
Source: RefSeq, a predicted model, not a curated record
AUGUCCGACGCCAAGGGAGGAAAGCGUCUCAGUGCCGACGCAGACGAGUCUACUAGGAAAAAGGCAAAGAAGGACGCCGCCGAUCUCGACCGCAACAACCCCUACCUUGCGCACAUGUACGAGAACGGCGCGAGCAACGGCCACGGCGAGGAGCCUUCGCCAGACUCCCCUCUCGCCGGCAUGAAGAGGCAACAGACAACGGCAAAGCAGGCUUCAAAGGCUGAGGACUCGGAGUCAAACCCUUUCACUGGCCGACCUCACUCGCAAAAGUACUUCCAGAUCCUCCAGGGCCGUCGCGAUCUCCCUGUGCACAAGCAGCGACAGGAGUUCCUGGACAAGUACCAUUCCACACAGAUCCUCGUCUUUGUCGGUGAGACGGGUUCCGGAAAGACUACUCAGAUCCCGCAGUAUGUCGUCUAUGAUGAGCUCCCUCACCUCACUGGCAAGCUCAUUGCCUGUACCCAGCCGCGUCGAGUCGCUGCCAUGUCGGUCGCGCAGCGUGUUGCCGAUGAGAUGGACGUCACCCUGGGAGAGGAGGUCGGUUACAGCAUUCGUUUCGAGGACAUGACGGGCCCCAAGACCAUGCUCAAGUACAUGACCGACGGUAUGCUUCUGCGCGAGGCCAUGCACGACCACGAGAUGUCCCGCUACAGCUGCAUCAUCCUCGACGAGGCCCACGAGCGUACCCUGGCCACCGAUAUCCUCAUGGCUCUGCUCAAGCAGAUUUCCAUGCGCCGCCCCGAUCUCAAGAUCAUCAUCAUGUCUGCUACUCUCGAUGCGCAAAAGUUCCAGAAGUACUUCAACGACGCGCCCCUGCUCGCCGUCCCCGGUCGAACCCACCCCGUCGAAAUCUUCUAUACGCCCGAGCCCGAGCGCGACUACGUCGAGGCCGCCAUCCGCACCGUCCUUCAGAUUCAUGCUUCCGAACCUGAGGGUGACGUCCUGCUGUUCUUGACUGGUGAAGAUGAAAUUGAGGACGCCUGUCGCAAGAUUAGUCUCGAGGCGGACGAGCUGAUGCGCGAAGUCGACGCCGGCCCGCUCGCUGUGUAUCCCCUCUACGGUACGCUGCCCCCUCACCAGCAGCAGCGCAUCUUCGACAAGGCGCCCGCGCCCCUGCGUAAGGGCGGCCGCCCUGGUCGCAAGGUGAUUGUUUCCACCAACAUUGCCGAAACCAGUUUGACCAUUGAUGGUAUCGUGUAUGUCGUGGACCCUGGCUUCAGCAAGCAAAAGAUCUACAACCCGCGUAUCCGUGUCGAGUCCCUCCUCGUCUCGCCCAUCUCCAAGGCUUCCGCCCAGCAGCGAGCCGGUCGUGCUGGUCGUACCAAGCCCGGAAAGUGUUUCCGCCUGUACACGGAAAAGGCCUUCAAGAAGGAGCUCAUUGAGCAGACGUACCCCGAGAUUCUGCGUUCCAACCUCGCCAACACCGUCUUGGAACUCAAGAAGCUUGGCGUCGAGGAUCUCGUCCACUUCGAUCUCAUGGACCCCCCUGCUCCCGAGACCAUGAUGCGUGCGCUGGAGGAGCUCAACUACCUCGCCUGUCUCGACGACGACGGUGAGCUCACAACCCUCGGUGGUCUGGCUUCCGAGUUCCCUCUAGAUCCCGCUCUGGCUGUCAUGCUCAUCUCAUCGCCCGAAUUCUACUGCUCCAAUGAGAUCCUUUCCAUCACCUCCCUUCUCUCAGUCCCCCAGAUCUUCAUGCGACCCGCCAACAACCGAAAGCGCGCCGAUGAGAUGAAGGCGCACUUUGCGCACCCCGACGGUGACCACCUCACCCUCCUCAACGCCUACCACGCUUUCAAGGGCCAGGCGACAUCGGACCCCAACAGCGUCAAGGCCUGGUGCCACGAGCACUUCCUCUCGUUCCGUCACCUCUCGAGCGCCGACAACGUCCGGACGCAGCUCAAGCGCAUCAUGGAGAAAAACGAGCUGGAGCUCGUGUCAACGCCAUUCGAGGAUAAGAACUACUAUACCAACAUCCGACGGGCGUUGCUGGCCGGUUUCUUCAUGCAGGUGGCUAUGAAGGAGAGCUCGGGCAAGCUGUACCGCACCGUCAAGGACGACCAGGCCGUCCUGAUUCAUCCAUCCACAGUCCUCCGCACCGAGUUUGACUGGGUCCUGUACAACGAAUUCGUGCUCACGUCGAAGCAAUACAUCCGAACAUGCGUGGGGAUCCGACCCGAGUGGCUAUUGGAAAUCGCCCCCACUUACUACGACCUGGACUCUUUUGAGCAGGGCGACGUCAAACGGUCUCUGGCUCGUGCCGCGGAGAAGAAGCGGCGCAAGGAGGCCAUGAAGGCUGGCAGAUGA